This is a messenger RNA of Adineta steineri, 1416 nucleotides long. Lineage: Eukaryota; Metazoa; Rotifera; Eurotatoria; Adinetida; Adinetidae. The record is from the annotation of a GenBank genome assembly.
AUGAAAGAUAAUGAUGAUGAUGAUGAUAUUAUCAUAAUCGAACCAACAACAACAUCUUCAAUUAUAAAUGAAUUUUGUCAACAUAUUGAUAAAAUAACAAAUGAAUCAUGUAAAGAAUAUUAUUCUGUAGUAUGUAUUCAUUGUAAUCUUUAUUUAUGUUAUAUACAUGUUGAAAUACAUCAACUAUUAUUAUUAAAUGAACGUGAUCAAUUAAUUAAUGAAUUAAACGAACGUAUUAAUGAUUUAAAUCAAUUAAUAGAAAAUCCAGAUAAAAUACAAAAAAUCUUAUUUGAACAAAUAGAAAUAAAAACUAAAACGAAAGUUUCUUUUAUUCAACAAUUAAGUACUGAAAAAUUAGUUGAUUUAAAUAAAAUUAUUAUUGAAUUAAAACAAUUAUUUGAACCAGUUCGAACUAUUUUCAAACAAAAUCAAUGUGUUAGUUUAUAUCAAAUUAAAAAAAUUAAAGAAUGUUUUAUAAAAUUUGAUGAAAAUAAAAAAUUAUUAUUUAAUCGUAUAAUUGAUACAAUUCCUACUAAAGAAAUUGAAACGUGUAAACCUUUUCAUUUAUCAAAUAUUACUUCUCCUUGUCGACAAUAUGAAUUACCUGUACAAAGAUCAUUUCAUAAUGAAAUGGCAGCAAGUGAAGAUUUCCUUAUUAUAAAUGAUCGUGAACAUAUUCUUAUAUUUAAUUUAAUAAAUAGUUUAGAUGAUAAUUUAAUACCAGAAGUAAUUGAAUGGAAAAAUAAUCUCGAUGGAAAAAUUCUUGAUAUAUAUUAUAGUUGUUAUUUAAAAUUAUUUUUUAUUUUAACUGAUGAAAAAUUAUUCUCAUAUAGUCGUUUAUCAUCAUUUGUAUUUCUUCAUCGUUUUACAUCUCUUCCAUGGUCAUGUGCAACGCUAUUAAAUUCAACAUAUAUAUUAUAUAAAUAUUCCACGUUGAUUGAACAAUGGGUAUUCCCACCAACAUCAUCAUCAUCGCCAAUUCAAAUGAUAAAACAAUGGAAAUUAAAUGAAGUUAUAGUAGAAUGUGAACAUGAUCAACAUUUAAGAUGUAUUAGAGCAAAUCCGGAUCAAACUCAUUUAGCUAUUCUAAUUGAAGAUGAUGAAUGUCGUUGGCGAAUAGGUAUAUUUGACAAUAAUAUGAAUUGUUUACAUCAAACUGAUACACUUCCUAAUGCUUCAACGAUAGAUUGGAAUCUUGUUUUUUCAUUUAUUUCUUUUCAACAAUUAUUAAUUAUGGAUGCAACAACAGAACAAAUAUAUUUAAUAACAAUUGAUCAAAAUACAUCAACGAUUGAACAUAAACAGUUUACAGAUGCAGAUUAUCCAGUAAAUGCUUGUAUAAUAACAAACAAUGGUUAUAGUCAGUUAAUUCUUAAAAUGGUCAAACCAAACAUGCUCAAAUUUUUUCAGAUAUAA